Messenger RNA from Musca domestica (house fly), 2005 nucleotides. It is a transcript of the gene AsnRS, whose product is annotated as asparagine--tRNA ligase, cytoplasmic. The transcript is spliced from 5 exons. The coding region runs from base 126 to 1802 and encodes 558 amino acids. Lineage: Eukaryota; Metazoa; Arthropoda; Insecta; Diptera; Muscidae. Gene Ontology annotation, biological process: asparaginyl-tRNA aminoacylation. Gene Ontology annotation, molecular function: nucleic acid binding; ATP binding; asparagine-tRNA ligase activity. Gene Ontology annotation, cellular component: cytoplasm. The record is from RefSeq and is a predicted model, not a curated record.
GCCACCUCUAUGACUCAUAUUCAUUGUAUUUAUUCCGAAGGAACACGCUGAUGAAAUUUUAAAAUAUCUUGAGUCUUGGACAAGAAAACUUUUAACUUGAAUUGAAGAUAAAAAUAAAACACAAAAUGCCUGCAGAGGAAAUGGCCAACUUGACACUGGGAGCAAUUUACACUUCCGAAAAGACGGGAAGUGAUGACAGCGGUGAUGGUUCAGAAUCCAAACCAUACAAAACAAUCCUCCAAGCUAUGCGUCAUGCUGGCAAGGAACCUUUCCCUGUCAUUUAUGUCGACAGCAAAGAUCCCGAAGCUGUCGAAAAAUACGAAGUGGCUGCAAAAUCACAAUUGAAAAAAAUCCAAAAAAUUUGGGUACGCGAAAACUACAAGAGUGCCGACAAGGAGAAACGUGAAGCCGAAGAUGCCGAGAAACGAGAUAAAAAUUUGGAAGAAGCUAAGAAAAUUGUAAUAUCUGAGGAUCCUUCAUGGUCGAAGGCAGAGAAAAUUCGCAUUUUCGAGGGUGGUGACAAUCGUGGAAAACGUGUAAAAAUCUGUGGUUGGGUACAUCGCCUCAGACGUCAAGGCAAAGGUUUGAUGUUCAUUACAUUGCGUGACGGUACUGGUUUCUUGCAAUGUGUCUUAACGGAUCGGCUGUGUCAGUGCUACAAUGGUCUGACAUUGACCACUGAAUCGUCGGUGCAAUUAUUUGGUACCCUAAAACCGGUGCCAGAAGGUAAAUCUGCUCCUGGAGGCCACGAAUUGCAUGUCGACUAUUGGGAACUGAUUGGUUUGGCUCCCGCCGGUGGUGCCGAAAGUAUACUCAACGAAGAAGCACACCCGGAUGUACAAUUGGAUAAUCGCCAUAUUAUGAUUCGUGGUGAGAACACCUCGAAAAUUCUUAAAAUGCGUUCUGUUGUCAUGCAAGCAUUCCGUGACCAUUAUUUGCAACGUGGUUAUUGUGAAGUCACACCACCAACUCUUGUUCAAACUCAAGUAGAAGGUGGCUCUACUCUCUUCAAACUGCAAUACUUCAGCGAGGAGGCCUAUCUCACACAAAGUUCUCAAUUGUACUUGGAGACCUGUCUGCCCGCACUUGGCGAUGUUUUCUGCAUUGCUCAAAGUUAUCGUGCUGAACAGAGUCGUACUCGUCGCCAUUUGGCUGAGUAUACACACAUUGAGGCCGAAUGUCCCUUUAUUACAUUCGAUGAUUUGUUGGAUCGCCUUGAGGAUUUGGUAUGUGAUGUUGUUGAUCGUGUUUUGAAAUCACCUUGGGGUCAUAUUGUACGUGAAUUGAACCCAGAUUUCAAACCUCCCACUAAGCCUUUCAAACGCAUGAACUAUGAAGAUGCCAUUAAAUGGUUGAAACAACACAAUGUCACAAAAGAUGAUGGCACAUUCUAUGAAUUUGGCGAGGAUAUUCCCGAAGCCCCUGAACGUAAAAUGACCGAUACAAUUAAUGAGCCCAUUAUGCUGUGUCGUUUCCCCAAAAACAUUAAAUCCUUCUAUAUGUCUGCUUGCCCUGAAAACUCAGAGUUAACCGAAAGUGUUGAUGUCCUUUUGCCAAAUGUGGGUGAAAUUGUCGGUGGCUCCAUGAGGAUUUACAACAAUGAAGAAUUGCUCAAGGGUUAUGAACGUGAAGGAAUUGACCCCAAACCAUACUACUGGUACACCGAUCAACGUAUCUACGGUGCCCAGCCCCAUGGAGGUUAUGGCCUGGGUUUGGAACGUUUGCUCUGCUGGUUACUUAACCGUUAUCACAUUCGUGAGGUAUGCUUGUAUCCACGUUUCUUGGACAGAUGCAAGCCUUAAAUUCAACUGCGAUUAGGAACGCAACGAAACAUUUAUAAAUUUAAAACAGCAUUUAUACAAAUUGGUUACAUAAAAAAGUAUAAUUUAUAAUAUUAGGUAAAAGUUGCAAGCAACCAGAUACCACAAUAAUUUCCCCCUCCAUACAGCAUGAAAGCUUACAGGAAAUGCUUAAACAGAAAUAAAGAUAUUUCACCCAAUCGAAA